This is a messenger RNA of Apis cerana (Asiatic honeybee), 1482 nucleotides long. Its product is annotated as LHFPL tetraspan subfamily member 2 protein. Lineage: Eukaryota; Metazoa; Arthropoda; Insecta; Hymenoptera; Apidae. The record is from RefSeq and is a predicted model, not a curated record. Gene Ontology annotation, cellular component: membrane.
UCUCGAGCGGUUAUAGCUUCAGUUCAGCUCGGCGCUUUGACCGCGCAGCGUCGCGUGUAGCGAAGCGGAUCGUCGAGCUCGCUUUGCCUUUUGACAGGAGAAAACGCUCUCUCCCGACAGUUUCCCGAUAUUUGGCCACGAAUAAUAAUUUAAACGCCAAUUAAAAACCAAAGUUGUUCCAUAAAACAAUCGGACGAGUGGAAAACUGGUUCUCGCUAUUUCGUGGUCUCUUUUGCGUUGCUCGAGGAAAACACGAGGACCGAGUGGGAGAUUCGGAGCUCGAAGGAUGGCAUAGGCGGCACACAAUUGAACGGCAGCAUGUGCUAUGUGAUAGUCACUGGUCGUAGUUUGCUGUGGACGUUGCUGUCCCUGGUGGCGUUAAUGGCCGUUUUAUCGGGCCUCAUCACUCCAAAAUGGCUGAUUGGACCGCAGAUGAAAGACACGAAGAAUGGAUCAGAGUCCUACGUACCGACAGUUGGAAUUUUCAAUCGUUGCAUCAGGCUGCACGGGAAGAAGACUCAUUGCGCGAAUUUUAACCUGGACGGCUUCGCCACGGAUUCCAGCGUGUUUCCAGGCUGUUGGAAAGCCUCGUACUUCUUCCUGUCUUUUGGCUUGGCGAUUAUGGCGAUGACGGUGUUGGCAGCUUUGGUUGGCUGCUGCAUGCAGAGCAUCGGCAGAAAAAGCAUCUUCAAUUUGGCCGGUGUUGCGCAAGUCAUCGCUGGGAUAUUUUAUCUGUUGGGAAUGAUUUUGUAUCCAGCCGGUUGGGGCGCAGAAAGGGUCCAGAGGAUCUGUGGACCGGAAGCCGAUGCUUUCUACCUAGCUGAAUGCUCCUUAGGUUGGGCUUUUUAUAGUGCCGUGAUAGGGGUCGGGUUGACGUUUAUUUGCGCAGUAAUCAGUGGCCAGGCGGAAAAAUCCACAGCCAGCGACAAAGUUCAAGACAAGAUGAACGAGGGGAAAACUUUGAUUUGUCUCGCGUGAAACGAGAAAAACUGGGGAAAUUGUAUAUCAUCAUCGAGAUCGAUGCCUUUUUUGGAAUAUCCGCAUCACGAUUUUCUGUGCCAGAAAAGUGAAAAUGCCAAAUAAUAUUCCUUCCUCUCCGAUCCGUUGGACGAAAGAACGAAAGGAAAAAAAAAAAAAAAAAAAAAAAAAGAGGAAAUUUAUCGCGGAACCAAAUUGAGGUUUAUCGAGGAUCAAGGUCGGUGAUUCUUCUUCACGGAGUUAUUAAAUUUUUGCUCGGACGAAGAGUAUUACUUAUCCCAGAAAUGAAUCUGUGCCAAUUAAAUUCUUCCCCAGAUUUUCUAUCGAAAUAUAGCAUCGUAGUUGUUUCGCGAUAACUACGAUUGUACUUUUUUUUUUUUUUUUUUACUACAAUUUUUAUACAAAUAAAUGUACACGAUACAUUCGACACGUAUUCGUAAGUGAUAAGAGGAAAUUAUGUAUUAUACAAGGGAGAAAUAAAUGAAGGAUACACUGUUGAAAAAA